Molecule: messenger RNA, 1585 nt
Organism: Olea europaea var. sylvestris
Lineage: Eukaryota; Viridiplantae; Streptophyta; Magnoliopsida; Lamiales; Oleaceae
Product: 3-oxoacyl-[acyl-carrier-protein] synthase 3 A, chloroplastic-like
Exons: 8
Coding region: 192-1400 (402 amino acids)
Biological process (GO): fatty acid biosynthetic process
Cellular component (GO): chloroplast
Molecular function (GO): 3-oxoacyl-[acyl-carrier-protein] synthase activity
Source: RefSeq, a predicted model, not a curated record
CCCCCGCCCCCAAAGAUAGUGAAAAAAAUACCAUUGUUCUUUCCGUCUCCUUUUCUUUUUUUCAUAUUUCAGUUUUAAUUGAACUGCUUUUAUUUCUUUUAAGGAAAUCGAAUUAAUUUAUGGGUAUUCUGUUUUUGUAUAAAUAAGUUUUAAAGAACCCACCUUUAUCGCCCGUUUAUCUGCCAAAAGAAAUGGCAAGUGCAUCUGGUCUGUAUACACCAACACUGCCUAAUAUGAAGAGGAGAUUUACUCCAUCUAUAGGCAUUUAUCGAUCUGGGUUUUGGUUUUCUGAGGGUGUCUCCAAGAGAGUACUGUGUUCCAGCACUGUCCAAGGUGCAGAUAAGCUCGCCCCUUCUGAAUCUAGGGUGCCCAGGCUUGUCAGCAGAGGCUGCAAGUUAGUUGGAUGUGGUUCUGCAGUACCAUGUCUUCAGAUUUCUAAUGAUGAUCUUGCAAAAAUUGUUGAUACUAAUGAUGAAUGGAUAUCUAUUCGGACAGGAAUACGAAAUAGAAGAGUACUUUCUGUUGCAGGGAGAGAAAGUUUGACUGUUCUGGCUGCAGAGGCGGCAAAGAAAGCUCUCGAGAUGGCAGAAGUUGAUCCUGAUGAUGUGGACCUCGUGUUGAUGUGUACUUCAACUCCAGAUGAUUUAUUUGGCAGUGCUCCUCAGAUUCAAAAGGCACUAGGCUGCAAAAAUAAUCCAUUGGCUUAUGAUAUCACAGCUGCUUGCAGUGGGUUUGUGUUGGGAUUAGUCUCAGCUGCCUGCCACAUUAGAGGGGGUGGCUUUAAAAAUGUUCUUGUAAUAGGGGCUGAUGCUCUUUCUCGCCAUGUUGAUUGGACAGAUAGAGGAUCCUGCAUUCUCUUUGGUGAUGCUGCUGGCGCAGUGUUGGUUCAGGCCUGUGAUAGUGAGGAGGAUGGUUUAUUUGCAUUUGACUUGCAUAGUGACGGUGAAGGGCAAAGGCACUUAAAAGCCACCAUCAGGGAAAAUGAAACGGAUCAUGUGCUGGGUACAAAUGGUUCUGCUGUAGGAUUUCCCCCCAAAAAUUCCUCCUUCUCCUGCAUCCAGAUGAAUGGUAAAGAGGUCUUCCGCUUUGCUGUUCGUGUUGUUCCACAGUCUAUUGAAUGUGCUCUAGAGAAGUCAGGUCUCACCGGGUCCAACAUAGAUUGGUUGCUUCUUCAUCAGGCAAACCAGAGGAUUAUCGAUGCUGUAGCGACACGAUUAGAGGUCCCAUCAGAACGCAUCUUGUCAAACUUGGCGAACUAUGGUAACACAAGUGCAGCAUCUAUUCCAUUGGCAUUGGACGAAGCUGUACGGAGUGGGAAGGUUCGGACAGGCCAUACAAUUGCAGCUGCGGGAUUUGGAGCCGGGCUUACGUGGGGUUCUGCAAUCAUUAGAUGGGGAUGAGACCGAUCGAUUAACCAUCGCAAUCCUAUUCCGAAGGUUUUAAUUCGGAUUACAUUUCGAUAUCCAGUUAGCAUAAUCUCUUUCAGCUCCCUUUUCUUUAUUCUAGCCUUGUUACUAUUGAAAUUCAGCAGCAUGAAUAAAUUAUAUUUUUUCCUGUAUGUCAAAUUUUGUCAGCUUCAAUUUUC